Molecule: messenger RNA, 8870 nt
Organism: Phyllopteryx taeniolatus (common seadragon)
Lineage: Eukaryota; Metazoa; Chordata; Actinopteri; Syngnathiformes; Syngnathidae
Product: low-density lipoprotein receptor class A domain-containing protein 4-like
Exons: 6
Coding region: 904-1911 (335 amino acids)
Biological process (GO): negative regulation of transforming growth factor beta receptor signaling pathway
Cellular component (GO): Golgi membrane; early endosome membrane
Molecular function (GO): R-SMAD binding
Source: RefSeq, a predicted model, not a curated record
UUCAAAGUGGCACAUGGCGCUCUAUCUCUCCCGUUCUGUGAAAUAGGGUCACGGGUGGCGCUUGGCUUUCAGAGAAACUUUUUCCUUUCAUGUAAGAACCUUGUGGGAGAGGGGAACUAAAGGGGGCCAUGCCAGGCAACCACCCACCUCCCAUGCAAUUGGAGACACAAACACUACGGCUCGUCGUCUGCUGCCUGUAGCGGUACCAGUGUGAGAGUUUGCGACUGCGCCAACAGGACAAAUGACGCAAGAGGACAGAGCGAGUGAGAGAGAGCAAGCCCAAUUGCACAACUUGGAAAAGGACAAGGCCCCACGUUGAUAAGACUGCGACAGUGGCCAAGAAGACUGAGGUAGACAUACAGGACAAGAGUCUGCUGGAAAUAGGAUGAGAUGCUUGUCUGCAGACAGACAGACUAAGAGGUGUGCCAAAAAUUCAUGCUGCUGGCCACGACUGUCAGCCUCCCGCUAGGAGGAUGGACUGCAGUUCAACAACGUCAUAUUCUCAAACAUCCUUAACCUUCAUCCAACCUCUUUGGCUCAGACUCUAAACUCAAAUCAUUGGCUCAACCCCAAGAAAAAGACUUAUUGGCACUCAUCCCCCACACCACGCUCUUUAACAAUGACUUUGUAACUGCUUGACAGAGCGGUAGCACCAGCCCACAAAGGCAACUGAAGCAUCAUAGCACUGUAGUUCAGCUUGCAGCACGAGAAGAAUUGUGAGUGUGAUUUGUCUCCAGGCGCAUGGGCAGCUGUUGACAAAAGAUGACAGCGAGUCUGGUUGGAGGUGCACCAUCCUCUCGUCCGCCCUCCCUUGCUGCAGCGGCAUUGGGUCUGACUGGUUAAGUUUGGCCUUUUGGCCAUUGCAGCAUUGGCGGCAGCUGUCAGAGGGCUGGAAGGAGCACUAUGCAGGAAACUGACUCACCAGACAUAAACGCAUUCAAAGAGUGCAAGUUCCACUGCACCAAUGGGAAUUGUUUGCGUCUGGGCUCACUGAUCUGUAACCAGCUCAAUAACUGUGGAGACAACAGCGAUGAGGAGAACUGCCCCAUGGUCACCCAGCAUCCUCCAGCGGGCAUCUUCAACUCUGAACUGGAGUUUGUUCAGAUCAUCAUCAUCAUUGUGGUGAUGACAGUCAUGGUGGUGGUGAUCAUUUGCCUGCUCAACCAUUACAAGCUCUCCACCUUCAUAACAAGGCAGAGCCAGGCUCGCAGGCACAACCAUUCCCUGCAGCAGGAUGGGUGUCUGUGGCCUUCAGACAGCAACUCGCGACAAGGAGCCUCCGAGGUAACACAUUGCGACACUGAACUCUCCUGCACCUUGACUACCAGACCGUGUGUGGAGGUGUUAUAUGCUCCCCAGCCCAGGGAUCGCUUCACCGCUCCCGCCUUCAUGCACAGAGACCGCUUCAGCCGCUUCCAGCCUACCUAUCCGUACCUGCAACACCAGAUUGACCUUCCGCCCACCAUCUCGUUGUCAGAUGGCGAGGAGCCCCCGCCGUACCAGGGGCCCUGCACCUUGCAGCUUCGUGACCCCGAACAGCAGAUGGAGCUCAAUCGAGAAUCAGUGAGGGCGCCACCUAACCGGACCAUCUACGACAGUGACUUGAUCGACAUGGGGGGAGGCGGAGUGGCGGGGGGAGGGGGGAGCGGGCCAAGGCCACCGAGCAGUAACUCGGGCAUCAGCGUGGCCAACUGUGGUAUCCACGGGCGCAUGGAAGCUCCCCCGCCCGCAUACAGUGAAGUGAUUGGCCAAUACCCCGGCUCAACGUUUUUUCUUCACCAGCAAAGCAAUAACUUGAGGGUGGGAGAGUCCGGGGUGCCCGGAAGCAGGAUGAUCCAGCAGCAGAGCCAAUCAGAAAGCACAAUAGUACCUUCCAAGGCGAAGGAUGGCCAACCGGAGGACCUGGUGUGAGCAGGACCACCUGAAGACCUCCGGAACACUCACAACCUUGAGGUGUCUCUCACUCUCUUUCUCUGUCCACACUCCCAUGCACAAAAAUAUCAACUUUAAGCUACUACAAAUCAAGGAAAGAUAGGAAGUACGUUUUGAUUUAGUUUCUUUCUCUUUCUGAUAUUAGUAACUGGUCAGCGAAUCACUGCUGGGGCAGGAUUAUGCUGUGCAUGGAGUCUUGUUUGUCUUCAACAGAAAAAGAUAUAGGACACAGAUUGAAACAUUUUUGGAAUCCUCCCUUAUCCCCGCUGGUGGCAACCUUAUCCCGAGGGAUAGAGGAUGAUGUUUCUUUCUUUUUUUUUUUUUUUUGGUUCCACUUUUUCGGACCAGAAUCUGUGCACAAUGACUGGACUGAGAAUCAAAGGACCUAAACAAAGCAAGUGACUCACACACACACUCAAAUCUUAGUGCCAAGGUUCACGAGGAAGCGAAACACGGGGAUAGGAAAAAAGACAGACUUUUGAAAAAUAGAAGUUAUCUAAAAGUUGCACUAUCUUUUUGUUGUUAAAGAGGGAAAUUCUAUGUUUAAUUUAGUUUUCUGUCUCACAAAUGGACCGAGUGACUGAACUUUAGCUCCAGUUCAUGAGCAAAAGUAUUAUAAGCUUAUGUCCUCCCUCCUUUGAAACGUUGAGAAAUAUUUGUACCCCAGCCUACGACAUCUCGGUCUGCUUUCACCACAGGCACAAUGAGAACUCUGCAAUGCUUCAUUUCUGUGUGAUACACUUCAACCAGUGAGAGGAGUACGUGAAUUGUGAUCAGCAGCUGGGUGGACAAAUAAUAAUAAUAAUAAUAAUAAUAAUGUUCCCUUCCUCUCAAACAUUGGGAUCUGCCCCGCAACAUGCUGUGGGACAUUCUCUUCUUGGAAAUCCAACCAGCUGCCUUGAUUUCAAGUUAAGAAUGGCAUUCGCUUUUGGUCCAACCAUCCAAAUGAUCAAAGGUCCCGUGCCGUCAGUUUUUUAUUUUUGUUUUCCCCAGUCUAUGAUGUCGCUUUAUCAGGUUGGCAAGAUCAUUUGGGUUGGAAAUGCACAGGAUGCCCUUUUUUCAAGCUAUUCUAACUUGUCUUUUACGCCUGGCAAUCAAAACAGCCGGGCUUCUCAUUAAUAUUCGAUAUGUAAAUAAGCUUUGGUCUGAUUGGAUCGCUGUUAUUCUGAAUUUAAAUAUGGAAAACAGCUUUGCUUUGAUCGGCUGGCAACUAUUUCAGGGUGUACCCCGCCUACGCCCAAAGUCAGCUGAGCCUAGGCGCGAGCACACCCUCAACUCUAGUGAGGCUAAGCGGUUCGGAAAAUGGAUGGAUGGUCCUUGGCGAUAUCACGGCAUCUUGUGACGGCCAACCGUUCACAGUGACAUCGCGGUUGUAUCCUUCAACAUUUUGGCAACGAUGAUCGCAAGCUUCGCUAUUUCAGCCGCACUUACAUGAUAAAUAUAGUUAAGUAUUGUUGUAAAACACAACGCAUAGCGACUGUAUUUGUAUGGCUUGGCAGCGAGCUGAGCCUCACCUCACUUAAAAUCCGGAAAUGCCGUAUUGCCAUUCAGGUUAGUUGAGUGGGUGGUUACUUGAAUAAUUAGUAACUUUCUACAUCACAAACACGUGGAAAUCUGAUCCGGCCGUUUAUUGCAUUUUGCAUUCAAUGGACGAACCGCAUAGAUGUCGGACUUAAACCAUGUCACAGACUCAUUUUGUUAAAUGUUAGGCAUAAAAGAGUAAGAACAAUUGGAUUUUGAUGGCAUGGAACCUUUAACACCACAUUGUACAACACCCUUAUAGAUAUCCAACUCCUUAAAUGCUUGAAUUUUAACAUUAGGAUAAAUACAUCAAUUUCAGUAUAUGAAAAAUGACCUAUAUUAAUGUUCACAAAAGUGACCUUUAUCUGCACCAAAAUUACAGUAGUACUUUUUUCAAACAAACAAAUACUGUAUGUGGCCAUGAAAGCCCUCCUUCUAACUGUCCACCCAGCUGUCUGCACAUAGCAGAUUCCCACCUCCUGUUUCCUGUGUCAAGCCCCCCACCCCACCCCCCACCCCACCCCCACCACCCACCCCCAAGAGUGCAUUCUGAACGAAUGCUGCCAUGACACUGGUGGAAAAGAAAAGCUCCACUCAUCUUCAUAUCUCUACAACCACACGAUGGCCAAUCAAACCAAGACGACACAUAACGAAGCUUCCUGCAUACAUCAGGAUUGAGUUCAAACAGUCUGUGGUCGAAGUCCAAGGGCUAUGGGAGGGCUCCUUUUUUAUAAGAGGAGAACGAACUUCUUGAAAAUCUCGCCUUUUUCUCUGCUCAUUGUUGCCUUCUUCCCUACCCUUGUGCUGUUUUCUUUACCUUGUUUUCAUUGGAAACCAAUGUCCCCUGCCUACUCCUUCCUCUCCUCCACCUUUUUUUUUUUUUUUUUUGUGUCCUUUGGCAACCACUCAUCUUCAUCUUCCUUCAAUCCAUGUGUAGAAAAUAAUGCUGAGUCUGCCAAACCCCUUUAAAAUGGAGACUGGAUCACUGUGCUCGUCCAGUCGUCUGCUUCCUUCUGGCUGCGUCGUGUGUGUGUUUGUUGGUGAGACCAUUUAGCAACCCAGGAAAGCACUUAAACGUGUCUGCUGAAGCAAAGUGUGCGCAUGUGCCCGCGCGCAUCUGUGCACAUGCUUGUGUGUUUCUGACUGCUUUGUCUGAAUUUCGACAUUCAAGGACAUUUGGCACUUGUCCACAUUAGCACAGAAUUAAUGAUGCCUUCAUUAGAAUUCAGAGUGUCUCUUUACAGAGCCAGAGAUGCAUGAUGGGAGCGAUUAUAGCUAAAUAAAAUAAAGAAUGCAUGCCGCAGUCUAAUCCAGACUAUAGGUUCUACUUGUCAUCGAUGAAGUAUCCUACACUACAUGCUUGUUCUAAGCUUGCUUUGUUUUGUCGUUCCCCAGAGAACAACAUUUCUUUUUAAUUUCUUCCAUUUCAGUGUCCACGACACAUGAAACGGGCUCAAGCGGAAAAUCUUCGAGAUGUGAGCCUCACCUGGGGCUUCCCGACUCCAAUAUCGACACUUUUGUUUUUUAGCAUAGCCCUGAAAAUCCCGUUUUAGAAUAUCAACACUUUCUUUACCCUUAGGGACAAGUUAUUGUAUGUCGAAAGAAUGGAACCGAAAUAUCCAGCUCACAAGAUCAAAUAAACUACAGUGGUUUCUCUGUUUGGUAUCCUUUAGGCUGCCGCACGCCAAACGAUGUAGCCGAACCCAACUGAAUUCUUGCGCAGUGUGCGGGGUUCCCCAACUAUUUUCAUGAGUGGCGAUUCAAAAUUGACUUGUAGUUGCGCGAUGUUUAAACAUCGCAGAUUACAGCCAAUCAGAAUGCACGUAAGCUUUGACGUACGUUAAAAACCCAUUUCCGGGUUUUAGGCGAGCGAGACCCAGCUGGCUGCUGCCAAGCCAUACAAAUACAGCAUAUAAAGUAUUCAUAUAUUGUCUUUUACAACAAUACUUAACUAGAUUUGUAAUUUGUAGUGCACCUGUUGAUGAAAUAGCGACGUUUGCAGUCUUUGUCGCCAAAAUGGACGCGAGUGGGUUGUACAGCACCGGAUAUAUUCAAGUGAACGGGAGCGACCUGAGGCUUUCAUUGAAUCCGCAGCCUCUUUGAAGCAACCCGCUUCUUCCUUAAGUAUUACGAUAUCUUUUUAUAGUUUAAUAAAUGUGCUAAAGGACAAUAUACUGUAUGUGCAUCCUCAAAAUCCGAUACAGGCUGGCCCUUCAGGGCGUCCAUAUAUCAAAUCGCUCUAUGUGCAGGUGUGAGUCGCCAACAGUCUUUUUAUUGAUUAAAAAUUGCUUUCUUUUUCUUUGCGAUGCUCUGGUCCAAUCGGAUUUGGCCACAUCACGCGGUGUGCGGCGGGCCUAGUGUAGUCUCAGCGCUGCCGCGCAAACUAGUUCCUUGCCCGCAGUUUGUCACCUCAACACGUCUGUCUGCACUGUCCUAAACUGAGGAGCCCAUGCGUAGGAUUGUGAUGUAGUGUGGAAUUGGGGUGAAUUCUGCUCAUUUUUCUAUUGUUGCGCCCUUUUAUAUCACCGCACACAGCACAUAUUCAAAGGUAUCAGCAUGGCGGCCUUAAUGAACUGAGAGUUCAAGUUAUGCUAAAGUGCUAAAUGCUCACACAUGGCAUCAGUUUGAAUGAAGGCCAUCGCAUUCUGUUCGUCUGUGUGUGUGUGUGUGUGUGUGUGUGUGUGUGUGUGUGUGUGUGCAUUGCUGCUGCUAUUGCUGCUACUGCUAAUUUUAUCGCUACUGCUGCUUUUCGAGCCGCCCAUCCCCUCCCUUUGCCCAUCUGUUCCCUCAAUCCAUCAAAACGUGACAGAGAAGUCUGCAGUCAAAAGUUUCCAUAUUGGGACCAAAAUUGAACUCACAUGAGAGGAAGGAAAUGGCAUCUAUCAUUUUCACAAUAAGGUGAUUUUGUUGUUGGCGCAAUAGUCCCAAUAGUCCUUUGACUUGGGGGAGCCGCUUCAAUGUUAAUUUGUUUUGCUCAGUCUACUUGGUCAUGGCUUGUAAAUGGAGGAUACAAAGAUUAACUUUGUUUUCUACAAGGAGGUUUGCAUGUUACAAUGAUGUGAGUUUUUCAAAAAAAGGUGCCUAAUGUUCGUGUUUGAGCAGACCACGUCAGUCCAACUGCUGCUUUGAAAUCUUUACAGCUGCUUUAUAGAGGGUGCUUCAAUAGAAAUAUUGCAAAUGUUAGCCAAUUGACCAACACCAGUAAGCAUGCUGAUUCUCAUCCAAAUGUGGCCUCAGUGUACAGCAGGGUACAUUUACGUUUUAUUAGAAUUUCAGCCUGAAUGUGACCAUACAUGGAACACGGUUCACCUCUGCAGAUCAUGACCCAACAUUGAACGUUUUGUUCCCAAGUACAAGCGCCAUUCAGCCCCUCCACAGUAAAGCAACUGGAACCAUUUCAACCAGUAUGUUGACGUGCGUGUGUGUCUGUGUGUGUGUGCGUGCGUGCGUGCGUGCGUGCGUGGAGCAGACAUAGGAACCCACUUGCACUCAAAAAGCUCCCACCUUCGUUGUGCCUCACUUCCAACGGUGCUUUUUCAGUAGUCUGUCUUUUGUUUGUAAGGUGCUGUAUAUAACUUGAAUAUAUAUUAUGCACAUAUCCUACCCAAUGGGUAGACCACCACAAAAAUGUUGUGAAUAAUGUAAAAUAUUGUAUAGAAAAUAUAAAUCUUAAGAAGGCAGCAUCGAAUUUGUAAAGGCCUACAAGUAAAAAAUGUGCUUUGUCUUCGAAUGUGGUUAAAGCGCAAAAUUUGCUCACUCACAAUAAUUUACGAUAAAUAGUAGUGUAGUAGGAUAAGGAUGAGAUGGAUCAGGACUUUUACACUUGUCGCCAUUAUUUGGUUACUGGCCGUCAGUUUUAUAAAAGCCACGAACGACUAACAAAUAUAUAGUCAACACAUCUUUGAAAAGAACAAAAAAAAAAAGAAGCAUUUACGACGUACACACGCUUAGUUACGUAUUCUACAACCUCAGCCAGACCACGUUAAGCUUCUUUUCAACUCGCAUUGUUCAACGUCGAUCUAUAUGAAACAUGUCGAGAAGUCCGACGCCCACCGCAUUUGGAGGAAUCCGGUUUGUUUGUACCCAUAAUACUGUAUGCGUCUGUCAGUAACUAAGGCGAAAUGGAGUGCACCACUAAAACACUUGCAGUCGAAAGAAGAACAUGACAUGAGAAAAGGAACGUUAAGCUACAUCCACGCAAACCUUUGCAACUCAUCCAGGCAGCGUUAUUCUGCUCAAUAUAGCAUUGGCAUUGGAAAGAGGAGUUCAGUACUUUCAGAAAAGAUUCUCAAUUGAUGAUUCAUUUUCCUCACAAUUGAUCAAGGAAAUGUAGUCAAAUGCCCAUCCUUAGUCUAUGUUACUUGAAAAUUUGUAUAUCUACCAAAGUAAAAACUGAAGAGAUACGAAACUCUGCUUAAAGCAUUUUAUCUCCAUGACAUGAUCAUCUGCUAGUAAUCACCAGAUUGUCUAACAAGAAUGCUAUCUAAGGCAAAUGGUCACGCUCUUGUAUGUGUUUGUCUGUGUACUCGGAAGCAGUGUGAAAGAAAACAGUAAAAUUGCAGAUAAAUCAUUUAAGUGUAUUUUUUUUUUACAUGAUGUUGUUAAAGUGGCACAGUAUAUUUGAGCAAAGUCUUGUGUUGUUUAAUCUGCAGUCAUUUAUUUCCAGACGUAUUGAAAAAUACUCCACUGUACAAUAAUCGCAGAGCAUGUUCAUUCUUCUUUAUGUACAUAGCAAUGUGCCAUUUCCUCUUCUAAGCACCAAAUAAGUGGCAGUUGUCUCUAUUGUUAAACUCUGGAUAAAGUGCUGUUAGCACUCCUCAUUCUUAAAAUACCUAUUUUUUCUGUUGUUUUUUUUUUUUGUUUUGUUUCCUGCACUAGCUUGAAGAACUAACUUUGAUUCAGACUGAUUUUUGUUUAAUUCUCUGUGCAGCACGAUUUGCUUACUUGCUUUUAAUUAGAAGUCUGGUGUCAAGCGCUGACGAGUUGUUGUUUCAUGGAGAAUAAUGUCCAAAAUAUCUCAUUUCGUCGUUAGCUGUCAUGACGGUUACUAUAGGACUGCUUCCAUCAUGGGUUUAGCAUCAUUGGUUUGCUUUAUUUACAAAAAAUACCUUCUUGUUUCCACACCUUACCCCCUCUCUGCGUGUGUGGAAGUACAUGCACACACAGUCACGUGCACACACACUUAAACAGAGGGGGUAAAAAUGUUGUGUAUCUUUUUUUUUUUUUUUUUUUUAUUUAAGCAAUUGUGAUGUUCUAGGUUUUAGGCCUAAGGUCUGUUAUUGCAAUACUUUUACAAAAAAGAUGGGGGAAAAAACGAAAAAAAUGUUGCUCCAAGUGCUGUUGUAGUAAAAAGAAUUUAUGUUUGUAAUCAUGCUGUAGUCAAACUACAGUGUAAAAUGAAUAAAACUUUCAAAGUG